This is a messenger RNA of Closterium sp. NIES-65, 1608 nucleotides long. Lineage: Eukaryota; Viridiplantae; Streptophyta; Zygnematophyceae; Desmidiales; Closteriaceae. The record is from the annotation of a GenBank genome assembly.
AUGGCGGCACGCGUUGCGCCAUACUCGGAGACGGCGGGGCCAGCUCUUGAGACGUCUCAAAAGACGGCUGGGCCAGCUGUGCAAUCACCCGAUACAAAGCCGCCGCACCUCCAACCGAAGCGCGCUGUUGAAACUACCGAGACCGGCGGCGCGAAGGCGGGAGUGGCGAAGGCAGGCGGCCCAGCGGCGGACGCGUCGCUGGCGGCGCGGUUCGCGGCGGCCCGGUACAUGCCGGGAUUCGGCAAUCAAUUCGAGAGCGAGGCGCUGCCCGGCGCGCUCCCCGCGGGGCGCAACAACCCGCGCGUGUGUCCGUACGGGCUGUACGCGGAACAGCUCACGGGGACCGCGUUCACUGCCCCCCGCAAGGAAAAUCAGCGCAGCUGGUUGUACCGCAUUAAACCGUCCGUUACCCACCAGCCGUUCACCCCGUGCCCACCGCACCGCAGCAACCCCCUUCUCGUGAGCGACUUUUCUGCCGGCAGCUCUGCAAGCGAGGCAACACCGAACCAGCUGCGCUGGCGCGCCAUGCCUGUGCCGGGCCUGGAGGUUCGGCAGGUGGACUGGGUGCAGGGUCUGGUUACCGUGUGCGGGAGUGGCGGCGCCGCAGAUAAGACGGGCUUCGCCAUCCACAUGUACGCAGCCAACAGCAGCAUGGAGCGAUGUGCAUUCGCCAAUGCGGACGGGGAUAUGCUCAUCGUUCCGCAGCACGGCCGCGUGUGGAUCACAACGGAGUUUGGGCUGCUGGCAGUCCACCCGGGCGAGAUAGCAGUGCUGCAGCAGGGGGUGCGCUUCGCAGUGCAUCUGCCUGACGGCCCCUCCCGGGGCUACGUCUGCGAGGUGUAUGGAGGGCAUUUCCAGCUGCCAGAACUUGGACCAAUUGGUGCCAAUGGGCUGGCCAAUCCACGUGACUUCCAGACUCCCACCGCGUGGUUCGAGAAUGGCGCCGCUCCUGCUGGGUUGGAUGCGGUGCAGAACGGUGGAGCAGGGAUGGUGCAGAGCGGUGGAGGAGGGUACGUGGUGGUCCACAAGUUUGCAGGGCGGCUGUUUGAGGCGAGGCAGGACUUCUCACCCUUCAAUGUGGUGGCAUGGCAUGGCAAUUACGUUCCCUACAAGUACGAUCUGACUCGCUUCUGCCCCAUGAACGCCGUCGCAUUCGACCAUCCCGACCCCUCCAUCUUCACAGUGCUCACCUGCCCCACCACACGCCCAGGCGUGGCAGCAGUUGACUUUGUUCUCUUCCCCCCGCGCUGGGCUGUGGCGGAGGGCACGUUCCGCCCGCCCUACUUCCACCGCAACUGCAUGAGUGAAUUCAUGGGGCUUAUAACGGGGAUGUAUGAGGCCAAGGCGGAGGGCUUUGAGCCGGGGGGAGCGAGUCUGCACAGCUGCAUGACACCCCACGGCCCCGACACCGCCACCUUUGAGCGAGCCGUGGCAGAGGAGGGAGACAGCAAGCCGGAACAAGUCCACAAGGGGUCACUGGCGUUCAUGCUGGAGUCGUGCUUCACACCGCGCGUCACACACACCAUGCUCAACUCGCCUCUGCUGGAUGCCGAUUACUACCAGUGCUGGCAGGGCCUCCGCUCGCACUUCACGGGCCUGUCAACCUGA